ACUGUACGCCUCUCUCUGCCGUGUUACCCGCUCUCUCCUCUCUCUCCCGCAGAUCUCGCGAGAGCGGCCGGCUGGUGGCUGUGGGGGUUGCAGCAGCAGCGGCGGCGGCGGCGGCGGGCGGAGCAGGGAAGCGGCAGGCGGAGGCGGCAGCGGACGGGCGGCCGGGCGCAGGGCGGGCAGCAUCAUGGCGGACAGAGACAGUGGCAGCGAGCAGGGCGGCGGCGGCGGGGGCGCGCCGGGCGCCGGGGGGUCGGGCUCCGGCGGCGGGGGGCCGGGGGGCGGCCUGCAGCACGAGACCCAGGAGCUGGCCUCCAAGCGGGUGGACAUCCAGAACAAGCGCUUCUACCUGGACGUGAAGCAGAACGCCAAGGGCCGCUUCCUCAAGAUCGCCGAGGUGGGCGCGGGCGGCAACAAGAGCCGCCUCACGCUCUCCAUGUCGGUGGCGGUGGAGUUCCGCGACUACCUGGGCGACUUCAUCGAGCACUACGCGCAGCUGGGCCCCAGCCAGCCGCCCGAGCUGGCGCAGGCCGCCGACGAGCCGCGCCGGGCGCUGAAGAGCGAGUUUCUGGUGCGGGAGAACCGCAAGUACUACAUGGAUCUGAAGGAGAACCAGCGCGGCCGCUUCCUCCGCAUCCGCCAGACCGUCAACCGGGGGCCCGGCCUGGGCUCCACGCAGGGCCAGACCAUCGCGCUGCCGGCGCAGGGGCUCAUCGAGUUCCGCGACGCCCUGGCCAAGCUCAUCGACGACUACGGCGUGGAGGAGGAGCCGGCCGAGCUGCCCGAGGGCACCUCCUUGACUGUAGACAACAAGCGCUUCUUCUUCGACGUGGGCUCCAACAAGUACGGCGUGUUCAUGCGGGUGAGCGAGGUGAAGCCCACCUACCGCAACUCCAUCACCGUCCCCUACAAGGUGUGGGCCAAGUUCGGCCACACCUUCUGCAAGUACUCGGAGGAGAUGAAGAAGAUCCAGGAGAAGCAGCGGGACAAGCGGGCCGCCGCCGCCGCCUCCGGGCCCGAGCCGCAGGCGGAGACGGAGAGCAGCGCCGCCGCCGCCGGGCCCCCCGGAGCCCUGCUGCAGGCCGACGAGCCGGAGGAGGAUUGAUCCCGACUUGGCUCCUGGCUGCCUCCCUGCCUGCUGCACAGAGACACACACAGACACACACAUACACACACAGACAGAGACUUAUACUGUAAUAAAGAGAACCCCAGACACAGAACCAGAGAGAGAUAAAUACAAAAAAAAAAAGUAAAACCAA
Molecule: messenger RNA, 1256 nt
Organism: Terrapene triunguis (Three-toed box turtle)
Lineage: Eukaryota; Metazoa; Chordata; Testudines; Emydidae
Gene: PURA
Product: purine rich element binding protein A
Exons: 1
Coding region: 185-1102 (305 amino acids)
Biological process (GO): regulation of transcription by RNA polymerase II
Cellular component (GO): nucleus
Molecular function (GO): DNA-binding transcription factor activity, RNA polymerase II-specific; RNA polymerase II transcription regulatory region sequence-specific DNA binding; purine-rich negative regulatory element binding
Source: RefSeq, a predicted model, not a curated record